UGGGAAAUUGGUGAAGAAACUGGCUCCUUCUCCCAAUGGUAGAGAAGAGGGGGAACAGGGAGAUUAGUUCCUUUGCCCAGGGUCAUGGUAUCCAGGCUGAGAUGCAGCCUGACCAAGUAUCCAAGCUAGUAUGGGACUACUUCAACAAGCUGAGCACCAAUGCCAAGGAUGCCAUGGAACAGCUACAGAAGUCGGAUCUCAGCCAGCAGCUCAACACCCUUUUCCAGGAUAAGUGUGGGGAAGCCAGCACACAGACUGACGAAAUAAAGAAGAAGGUAGUGCCUUUUGCCAUGGAAUUGCCCGACUGUCUGGUGCAGGACUCGGAAAAACUUAAGGAGCAGAUCCGGCAGGAGCUGGAGGAACUGAGACUCCAGCUCCAGCCCAAUUCAGAUCAGGUCUGCCAGAAGAUGAAUGAGAACAUGCAGGUCCUGAAGCAGUGCCUGGGGCCCUGCACCAAUGGGCUCCAAAAAAGCCUCAAUGACAAUGCGGAGCAGCUCCGGCAGCAGCUGGCCCCUCUUUCCCAUCAGCUGGAGGCAGCCAUGAAGGAGAACAUCAACUGCGUGCAGAAGGCCCUGGCCCCCUUUGCUUGUGAAUUCAAGGACAAGGUCAACCAGCACGUGGACAAGAUGAAAUGUCAGCUCACCCCCUAUGCAGACCAGCUCCAGGACAAGAUCGACCAGCACAUCGCAGAGCUUCAGAAGAUCCUCACGCCCUUUGCCAAGGGUGCCCAGGACCAGCUCAAUCGCCAGCUCGAAUGCCUGGCCUUCCAAAUGAAGAAGAAUGUGGAUCAACUGAGGGCCAGGAUCUCAGACAACACAGAGGACCUGAAGCAGAAGCUGACGCCCUUUGCCGAGGAGGUGCGGGGGAAGAUGCCUAAAAGCUGCGAGGAGCUGCACCAGUCCCUGACCAAACUGAACUGUCAGGUGGACCAGGAGAUCGAAGAGUUCUGCAAGAAUAUGGGGCCCUUUGGGGAGUUCAACAAGGCCUUGGUGCAGCAUCUGGAAGAACUCAAGCGGAAACUCGGGCCACCCCGCCCAUGCGAUGUGGAGGACCACCUGAGCUUAUUAGAGAAGGGCUUGAGGGAGAAGGUCAACUCCUUCUUCAACACCCUGAAGGAGACCCAGGAGGAGAUGUUCUGUUUCCCUAAGCCCUAG
Messenger RNA from Dromiciops gliroides (monito del monte), 1154 nucleotides. RefSeq names its product apolipoprotein A4 (gene APOA4). The transcript has 3 exons. The record is from RefSeq and is a predicted model, not a curated record. The coding region runs from base 36 to 1154 and encodes 372 amino acids. Gene Ontology annotation, cellular component: extracellular region. Gene Ontology annotation, molecular function: lipid binding. NCBI's taxonomy places the organism in Eukaryota, Metazoa, Chordata, Mammalia, Microbiotheria, Microbiotheriidae. Gene Ontology annotation, biological process: lipoprotein metabolic process; lipid transport.